Messenger RNA from Anthonomus grandis grandis, 2995 nucleotides. RefSeq names its product U1 small nuclear ribonucleoprotein 70 kDa-like. The transcript is spliced from 7 exons. NCBI's taxonomy places the organism in Eukaryota, Metazoa, Arthropoda, Insecta, Coleoptera, Curculionidae. Gene Ontology annotation, cellular component: precatalytic spliceosome; U12-type spliceosomal complex. Gene Ontology annotation, molecular function: snRNA binding; mRNA binding. Gene Ontology annotation, biological process: mRNA splicing, via spliceosome. The coding region runs from base 1314 to 2939 and encodes 541 amino acids. The record is from RefSeq and is a predicted model, not a curated record.
CCUUCAGCCUUAUUAUUGUUUUGUUAUUGUCCAAUUAAUUUAUCUUUUAAUUAUAUUUAUAUCUAUCCCCUAUUAAAAACCGCUUCCUAAAGCAAAAUGAACGCCAACAGGUGCCGGUUAUGCUUGGGGCACACUACUCAAUACAUAAACAUUUUCCAAAAAGACAGUUUUUCAGAAAUGAUACACAUUUUAAGUGGCAUAAAGGUGGACCCUGAAGAUGGGCUUCCAUCAAUAGCAUGCCUACAAUGCCACCAAGAAGUAAAGUCAGCGAUGCUGACUCGCUACCAAAUAAUCAACUCGAAUAAGACAUUGUGUGAAGAAUUACAGUUUUCCGCCCACCCGGAUAUUAAAAUUGACUAUGAUGAUGAGCCCAUAGGUUCAGACUGUGAGGUUGAUAACUCUUUUGAUAUGAUUGAAGUUGAAACUGAGCUAACUGAAGAGGAGUGUUGUGAGGACAACAGAAACUCACCAAUCAAUGCCAUAAAGUUUAAAAGAAAGCCCUUGGGAGAUAAAGUUGAUAGAAAAAAACGAAAGCCAGCAAAAGUACAGUUUACAUUAUCAGUAGAACAUGAGAAAUUCUUAAAAGGGAUUAAGAGAAAUGACCGGGUGGCUUGUCCGGACUGUGGCAAGGUUUUAUUCGGGGUAAACAUGAAAAAUCAUUUAUAUACUCAUAAGUAUGAUCCAGUUAUUUGUGACAUGUGUGGAAAGACUUCUAAAAAUGCUCAGGCCUUACAAGAUCACAUCAACUACUACCAUAAAACUACCAUAGACCGAUUUGUUUGUGACAAAUGCGGUAGAUGCUUUCGGGUUCGGUGUGCCUUAGAGAAACACGAACUGAAAGAACACGGUAGCGGUGAGAAAAGUUGUGAAUGUUCAAUUUGUGGCAAAAAGUUUUUUGAGCAAGCUCAAUUAAAAAACCACAUAAAAAUCACUCACAAUAAAAUUAAAUCGUACAAAUGCGAGCACUGCGGUAAGGACUUUGGAAGAAGGACCCAAUUCGUUACUCACCAGCUGGUCCAUUCCAAAGUUAAUCGUUACCAUUGCCAAGUGUGCGGCAAAGGGUUCAAAAUAAAACAGACCAUGCAGACACAUCUUAAGGGCGUACACGGGAUAGAAGAGGAAAAAACGAUAUUUUGCGAUAUUUGCCAUAAAGGGUUCUCUUCACAAAAUGGUCUGAGGGCCCAUAUUAACUCCAGAGUGCAUGGCUUGGAGAAGUGCGAGCACUGUUCAGAGUACAUCACUCUCGAGUUUAAAAGGGUACAUUUAAAGGAAAUGCAUGGUUUGAAGCCUCACCGAACAACUUCUAAAAAACCAUGAAGCACUCAAGCGAACCAGAAAAAGACCAAUGGCACAAGUAUGCCAAAAUAUACGAUCCAGUAAAAUGUGCCUCAAUAGAUGGCACCGACUCAGAACCCCAUGAUCGAGCUGUCGUAAGGGCCCUUAACUCAGAGUACCGACCAAACAGGUUCAUUAAAGGUAAACCGGAGUGUACCAUUUUCAUAAGUCGCCUGAACCAUGACACAAGCAAAGACACCAUCAAAGAAGUGUUCUCGACUUAUGGGAAAAUCAAAAGGUUCAGAUUGGUGAGGGAUGUGGUCACCGGGAUGCCCAAAGGAUACGGUUUCAUCGAAUAUGAAGAUGAACAGUCUGCGGAACAAGCUUAUCGAUAUGCAGAUAAAAUGGUAAUCGAUGGUAGGCCUGUGUUCGUGGACUUUGAAUGUGAAAGAUUGUUAAAAGGUUGGAAACCUCGUCGAUUAGGCGGUGGCUUCGGGGGUAAAAAAGAAUCGGGGCAAUUAAGGUUCGGGGGUAGAGAUCGCCCCUUUAAAAAACCGAUCGCUUUGGAACUGGAAGGAAAACGGAAAAGAGAGGAGGCUGACAGGAGACGUGAUAGAGAGCGCAGAGUCAGAGACAAGGAGCGCAGAACCUUAAACCAAAACGGCACUGUUAAGAGAAAGUCAAAAGAACGUUCUCCGUUAAUCCCCAAACGUCCUCCCUCACCCAAACCUGACAAACAAUGUUCGCAAAAGAAACACCACUCGAAUCAAGAGAAACCCUCAAGGGAAAAAAACGGUGAAAGCGAUUACCGUGCUUCGAGAAAUCAACAACGGUCACCGGAGGAGACACUUAUUAAACCGUCGAAAAGAGAUGGAAAUCGUCCAGUUGAACCCAAAAAACCUCCUGCACCCCAAAGAAGACCCCCAUCGCCGGACCGUAGGCCCACUAGGCACCAUUCCCCAGUAAGACGACCCCCGGAACCCCCUAAUAAGCGACUCGCGCAAUCGCGAACCCAAAGAUCUCCGGAAUAUCGGCCGAAACGUUAUUCGCCAACUUUAAGGCCUUAUCGCGGUGGUUCCCCAAAGGAGAGCGAACGACGUAGAAGACUCUCGCCACAAAGACACUUUUCCUCCCCAAAGCGAUAUUCUCCCAAGGGUUUAAGGCGACCCCCUUCUCCCGUACGUCAACGAAGUAGAUCUCCAUUGAACCGACGUAGAUCCAACGAAUUGCCAUCGUGGGCCGAGGAGAAGAGAUAUUUCGGGAGACCUCCUUCUCCCUCUUAUCCUGAAUCAUCGUCUCCCUCGAGAAGUAGUAGAAGAAGAAGAAGUUUCUCGCCGUAUAAUAGAUCUGACUUGCCUACUAGGGAGGAAUAUUCGUCGAGGCAUAGAAGAACUCCUACUCCUGAGAGAGUGAGACAGGACGCCGAUAGAUACGUUAGGAGAGAGGAACAACAACAGUAUUAUUAUGAAAAUGUAGCACCGGUUUAUUCUGGUAUUGAUAAUAUUCAUUGUCCUCCAACAAAUAGGGAAUCAGCGAAUCAGUUUGGAGCUCUAAGGGGCUCUCAGAGGGAAGAAAUUGGGGGGUAUAGACCUUCUCAGCGACAAUACGAUAAUUAUUAUCGGAAUAUUCCGGGAGGUAGCAGAGAAAGAACUUUUCGUGAUUAGAAAUAGAUGAUUACAAGAAUGAAUCCAUUGAUUUUGAUAUAAAAAAUUUAACCGUU